Molecule: messenger RNA, 2727 nt
Organism: Stereum hirsutum FP-91666 SS1
Lineage: Eukaryota; Fungi; Basidiomycota; Agaricomycetes; Russulales; Stereaceae
Product: dipeptidyl aminopeptidase
Exons: 17
Coding region: 1-2727 (908 amino acids)
Biological process (GO): proteolysis
Molecular function (GO): serine-type endopeptidase activity; dipeptidyl-peptidase activity
Source: RefSeq, a predicted model, not a curated record
AUGCCGCCAAGUAAUUAUGGACCUUUAUCACAGGUUGAGGGCUCUGAGGAGCAUCCCACAUCCGCUCAUGCAUCCACAGAGGUGUUGACAUCGACUCCCAUUCGUCCUGCAAUCUACUAUGGCGACGGUCCAUUCGAUCCACCCAGCUCUGAAUCUGACGAGUCCGAAGUACUAUUGGAGAAACCUUUGACACCUGGCGCUGCUGAACGCGCGGAGUACCCAACUCUGGGUGAGGAGGACGAAAGAGUGACCGACAACGGGCUCUUCGUCGGCGGACGACGGAAACAGCAAUGGUCAUCUAUACGGUGGCUCGUGUUCUCACUCGUGGGACUCCUCUCCUUCGCCGGAGUCGUAGGCAUAUUCGCCGGACUUUCUUACAAAGAGACGAAACGCAUAGUCCGGGGGCAUGAGAAGCUGACGAUGGAGAAUGUAUUCAAUGGGACUUUCAGAGUCGAGCGAUCGGAAGUGAACUGGGUACCAGAAGCCGGUGACGGCGUGUUCUCCCUCAAUCAAAACGGAUACAUUUCGCUUGUCGACCUCAAGACAAACACGACGACAAAUCUAGUUGCGACAGCGGACAUUAAAGAUGAGAGCGGUAAUCGACUGCACUGGUCGAGCUGGAAGUUAUCAGCAGAUAUGAAGCAUAUGCUCAUCAAAGUGGACACCGUCAAGCAAUGGCGCCACUCGAGCAUGGGCAACUACUAUGUCGUAGACCUUGACACGACCGAAACACACCCUAUCGUCUCACCGUCUGACCCUCCAGUGACAGCUUACGCGACAUGGGCGCCUAUUGGAGAGCCCAUCGCCUUCGUUAUGGACAAUGAUCUAUACGUGCUCGACACGCCGACGUACGUUUCGACAUCCCCGGUAACUGUAACGUCCAACGGAAAUGCAUCUCUAUUCCACGGCGUUCCGGAUUGGGUGUACGAGGAAGAAGUAUUCUCUGCGGACUUCGCACUCUGGUGGGCUCCGGAUUCGAGCAAGAUUGCAUACCUCGCAUUCGACGAGACCUUGGUCCCUGAGUUCUCCUACCCUGUCUACAAUCCCACCGACGACAACGACGCCGUCGUCCCCUACACUUCUUCCAUCACCAUGAAAUACCCCAAGCCCGGAUAUCCGAACCCACUCGUGACUGCCCAUAUCUUCGACUAUGCUAAAUUCACAUCCGAACGCGCUCUCGUCGGCGAUGUCACGCCCUCCGAAUACUCAUUUUCUCUCACAUGGGAGGGCCGACAGCCCGCCAACGACAGCAUCAUCACCCAAGUCACCUGGAUUGGCAACUCGAGUCUCAUUCUCAAGGAGAGUUCGAGGGACGCUCUGACCGGCAGUGUCGUGUACUUCGAUCUUGACGCCGUGGAGGAGGCUCAGAGUGUAGUUUGGGGGACUGUGGUGAGGAAGCUGGGCAAAGACGGAGAAGAGGGAGAUGACGGGUGGAUCGAGGCGAGCCAGGAUGCGAAGCCGCUGCCGGAGAGCGUGGCCCCGAGUGGCGCGUACUUGGAUAUCGUACCGAGUGGGGGCUAUAAUCAUAUUGCGCUGUUUAGUCCUGCGAAUUCGAGCGUCCCGAGAUUUUUGACGGAGGGUGAGUGGGAGGUGACGGGUAUCAAAGCAGUGGAUGCUAAGACAGGCACUGUAUACUUCACCGCUGCCAAACCGUCCAUCGAAAGACACAUCUUCUCUGUGGCCUUGCCCUCGAAUCUCGCUUCGGGCCUCUCAUCGGAGCAGCAGGAAGCACGACCUGAACUCGUCGAACUCACGGAUACGUCUUCCACUGGGACGUUCUCGGCUGAAUUCUCACCUCAGGCCGGGUUCUACCUUCUGAACUACGAUGGCCCGAACGUUCCUUGGCAGAAGAUCGUGGCUGUUAACGAUAGCAAAUUCGAGCAUGUGCUGCACGACAACGCUGCGUUGAACGAGACGUGGAAUCGAUUUGAAGCCCCCAUUAUUCAAUGGAGCACGAUUGAGAGCAAUGGCUACGAGCUCAAUGCGAUGGAAAUGCGGCCACCUCGAAUGGAUGACUCCGGACGAACAAAAUACCCCGUCCUCUUCCGCGUCUACGGCGGUCCUGGCUCUCAGAUGGUCAACGUCGGUUUCAACCGCGAUUGGCAUCAUUAUCUAGCGGCGUCGUUGGAGUAUAUCAUCGUCACCGUCGAUGGGCGCGGGACUGGGUUCAAAGGGAGACAGUUGAGGAAUCCGGUCAGUCGGAAUUUGGGGUAUUGGGAGACGGUGGAUCAGAUUGAGGCUGCGAGGAUAUGGGCGACGAAGGAGUAUGUUGAUGAUAAGAGGAUCGGGAUAUGGGGAUGGUCCUAUGGCGGCUUUAUGAGCUCGAAAGUCGUGGAAGCUGACGCAGGGAUACAUUCGUUGGCUAUGGCCGUCGCGCCCCCCACCAGCUGGCGUAUGUAUGAUUCGAUCUACACGGAACGGUACAUGGGCCUCCCAGACCUGAACCCGGGAGGGUACGUGAACGCGUCGAUAGCGAAUGUAACGGGGUGGGAUAACGUGGAUUAUCUGCUGGCACAUGGAAGCGGGGACGAUAAUGUGCAUUUCGCGAAUACGGCGCAUCUGCUAGACAUGUUCACGAAAGCGCACAUCCGGAAUUUCCGGUUCAGGAUGUUCACGGACAGUGCGCACAGUAUAUCCGUACGGGGGGCGUACUUUGAGCUGCACCAGUUUAUGACAGACUUUUUAGUAGAGAAGUGGGGCAAGGGUGGGCGGCGUCGAGGAUGGUGA